CUGACAAAUUAUAUCCAUUCAUUAAUUUUUUCCUCUUCAAAUAGUUGUCGUCUCCAAUGUAGUUGGCCUGAUCAUUCCUUUGUAAUAACCAUCUUCCAGUGCUUCCACUCUGUCUCUUGUUCUUCAAAUCCUUUCAACACAAAAAGCUUCUCUGUUUUUUUUUUUCCUUUUACGUACCAAUCCAUGCACUGCAAUAAAGAAAAUAAAAAAACUUUAGAUUGCUCGUUCAUAACAAAGAUUAAAACUUUAGAUUGCGGGUUUUGAUUAGUGUUCUAACUUCUAAGUGAGUUGCGGAGACUCAAAAUCAUGGGUGUUUCAGAGAUUAAAUCGCCGGCGAGUGAAGCUCAAACUCCGGCAAGAUUUUCCGACAACGGAGGCUCCAGCUCGUCCGUACAAAGGAAGAAGCUGAAUGUGUUCUUCAUAGAGUCUGAUAACAGACGUUCGGCUCUUGGCCGCGGAUACACCGGAGGAACAACUCCGGUGAACAUUCACGGAAAACCCAUCUCCGAUCUCUCAAAAACAGGCGGUUGGAUCGCCGCUCUUUUCAUCUUCGGAAAUGAAAUGGCAGAGAGAAUGGCGUAUUUUGGGCUGUCUGUGAACAUGGUGGCAUUCAUGUUCUACGUAAUGCAUAGGCCAUUCACCAGUUCAUCCAAUGCCGUCAAUAACUUCCUCGGCAUUUCUCAAGCUUCCUCUGUUCUUGGAGGGUUCUUAGCCGAUGCAUACUUGGGUCGGUACUGGACAAUCGCAAUCUUCACCACGAUGUAUCUCGCUGGUUUGAUAGGUAUAACACUUUGUGCCUCGUUGAAGAUCUUCGUACCUGACCAGACCAACUGUGAUCAGCUCUCGUUGCUCCUCGGAAACUGUGAACCAGCGAAACCGUGGCAAAUGUUGUACCUUUACACGGUUCUGUACGUUACAGGUUUCGGAGCUGCGGGUAUAAGGCCUUGUGUAUCGUCGUUUGGAGCAGACCAGUUCAAUGAGAGAAGCAAAAACUAG
Molecule: messenger RNA, 996 nt
Organism: Tarenaya hassleriana
Lineage: Eukaryota; Viridiplantae; Streptophyta; Magnoliopsida; Brassicales; Cleomaceae
Product: protein NRT1/ PTR FAMILY 6.1-like
Exons: 3
Coding region: 307-996 (229 amino acids)
Biological process (GO): oligopeptide transport; transmembrane transport
Cellular component (GO): membrane
Molecular function (GO): transmembrane transporter activity
Source: RefSeq, a predicted model, not a curated record